This is a messenger RNA of Procambarus clarkii (red swamp crayfish), 4888 nucleotides long. RefSeq names its product zinc finger CCCH domain-containing protein 18. Gene Ontology annotation, molecular function: metal ion binding; RNA binding. The record is from RefSeq and is a predicted model, not a curated record. Gene Ontology annotation, cellular component: precatalytic spliceosome. NCBI's taxonomy places the organism in Eukaryota, Metazoa, Arthropoda, Malacostraca, Decapoda, Cambaridae.
GGGAAGGGGCCAUGGGAGACCUCCAGCCCCCUAACUUUGUUUACGCUCGCCUCACACACCCGAUGUACCACCUAUUCCACACACAAAAAGGGACACAUAAGGUGCUUUUCUCCUGGUUCUGGCGCGCUGGGAACAGCCAAUUGCUGAGAUGAGUAGCAUGGAUGGUUCAGAUUCACAGAGUCAAGGUGAAGAUUGGGAGGAGACGAUGUCUUCGCCACCUCGUGAUCCCGGAACUCUGGAUGACCCAAUGAGUCCUGAGAAUACAGCCAGUUCAUGUCCAAUGUCUCCUCAAAAUCCUCCUAGUUCAGAGGGCCCCAUGAGCCCUGAAAUUUUCAUGCAUCAGCAGAAUCCAGAAAUUCCUCAGGGGUUUGUGUACACACAGGAUCCUACUAGCCCUGAGGGUCCUAUGAGCCCUGGAGGUCCUAUGAGUCCCGAAGGUCCCAUGAGCCCAGAUGGUCCCAUGAGUUCUCAGAGUCAGAGUAGCUCUGAAAGCCACAUGAAUCCACAAAGUCCAGAAGGACCCAUGAGCCCAGACAAUAUUAGAAGUCCCGAUGAUUCACUUAGCUCUAGAAAUACGGCAAGUCCUGAUGGUCCAGUAAGUCCAAGUAAUCGUGGAAGUCCUAAUGGUCAAGUAAGUCCAAGUAAUCAUGAAAGCCUUGAUGGUCCACCAAGUCCAAGAUAUCCAAUAAGUCCAAGAUACCCAAGGGAUCUUGAUGGCCCAUCAAGCCCAAGAGAUCCUAGAAGUCAUGGGGCUCCAAUAAGCCCUGCAGAUAGAAGUUCAUAUGGUUCUUUCAGUCGGCAGAAUCCAAGAGGCCCUGUUGGUUCAGUGAGUCCCAGAGACCCUAGAAGUCCUGAAGGUUCAGUGAGUCCCAGAGACCCUAGAAGCCCUGAAGGUUCAGUGAGUCCCAGAGACCCUAGAAGCCCUGAUGGCUCGGUGAGUCCCAGAGACCCUAGAAGCCCAGAAGGUUCAGUGAGUCCCAGAGACCCUAGAAGCCCUGAAGGUUCAUUGAGUCCCAGAGACCCUAGAAGCCCUGAAGGUUCAGUGAGUCCAAGAGACCUUAGAAGCCCUGAAGGUUCAGUGAGUCCAAGAGACCCUAGAAGCCCUGAUGGCUCGGCAAGUCCCAGAGACCCUAGAAGCCCUGGUGGCUCAGCAAGUCCAAGAGACUCUAGAAGCCCUGACAGACAAUCAAGUCCAAGAGCUCAUAAAACUUUAAAUACAUCAUUUAGUCCAAAUAGAUCUUUGAGCCCAAGAUAUCCCAUAAGCCCUAAGGAGCAAUUAAUUCCAAGAGAUCCCAGAAGCCCUGAGAAACCAUUGAGCCUGCAAGAUCCCAGAAGCCCUGAUAAAUCAUUGAGCCUGCAAGAUCCCAGGAGUUCUGAAGGGCCAAGGAGUCCUAAAGGUCAUAAUAGUUCUGGAUAUCCUAUUAAUUCCAGAGAUUCUAGUAGCCCCAGAUAUCCUAUUAGCCCCAAAGAUCCUAGUAGUCCAGGUAGGCCACUAAACUUACAAGCUCCCAUAAGUUCUAAGGAACCAUUGAGUCUGAGAGAUCCUAGAAGCACAGAUACACCUGUGAGCCCCAAUUACCAACAUGUAUCUAAAAAUCCAUCUAGUCCAAGAGAUCGAGUCAACCCUUCCAAACAUAAAAAUCCAGACGAUCCUGCCAGUCCUCAGAAUCGCGAUUCAUUUAAUCACCAAUCUUCAGUAGAAGCUGGGGAAGAUAAGGAAAGUGGUCAAGCAGACAGGCUUUCUGAAAUAUCUGAAGGGGAUUCCACGCUCAAUGGUGAACUUGGUGAAGAUGAUGAAGACCCUGUUAAAAAGUCGAGCACAGAUGAAAGAAUAGAAGACAAGAGAAAAGGUGGAAAUGAUAAAGAAAAUAAUCAAACUAAGCCGACUUCCAAGCGCCGUAGUGAUGAAGGGUUGGGAUUGAGAGAUGAACUUGAUUUUGAAGCUGAGAGGGAGAGUGGAGAGGAGGAGGCAGAAGAUGGAGAGGAAGGUGAAGAAGGAGAUAAACGCAAGAAAAAAUGCGACCCAGAAAACCGGGAAGAUGGGGAGCUGAGUGAUGAAGACGAGGACGAAUCCUUGUUACGGCAGGAACCCAAGACUGUGUGCAGAUUUUUCAACAAGGGCCAGUGUACAUGGGGCACCAAUUGUAGGUUCUUGCAUCCAGGAGUAUCAGACAAAGGAAAUUACAAUAUGUUUGCUCCAUCCAAAUCCCAAGCUUCAACUGAUAAAGAAGAGGACAGUGAGCGGGGAAGGACAAGAGAAGUACGUCGUUUCAUUCCUGAACCUUCACCAUUUGAAUCUGCUUGGGAACGUGGGCUGCGGUAUGCUAAGGAGAUGAUGAAACGAGCAAAUAAACGUAAAGAGACAGAUGCAGACUUUGAAGAGAAAAGAUUUAACCUCAGCUUAGGUCAAGCAGAAUUAGAUCGUGAAAAUGACUACUACACACGGCCAGCAUCACCUGUAUACAAACAGCCAGACGAGAUCAUUGAUCAGUAUCUUGACCCAUUUGAAAAACAAGCCAUCAGACAUUUUAGAGGCGGACACUUUGAAAACUUUGAAGUUCGAUAUCAUGUAGAUCCUAGGUACAAUAUGCGUGGUGGUGGUCAGGAUAGAUCACGAAGAGAGAAAUUUGAGCGCGAAGUAUCGGAGAGAGUUCAACGGAGACCAAGAACAACCUCUGGCGGUGAGGAAAGAUAUGUACGUAGUCGUGUGUGGCAAGAUGACCGGUACAUGGAAGUGGUGUCAUCAGGAGGGGGCACACGCGGAGAAGCAGAAGCUUGGGCCGAUCCCUGGGCUAGGCGGAAAACUCCACCUCGUUCAUCUAGAAAGAAAAAGACUUCGCGAACAAGAAGUUAUUCUUCGGGUUCUUCAUCACAUUCAUCGUCAAGGUCUUCUCGGUCAUCAUCCUACAGUAGUCCAAGCAGAAGUAGAAGUGGAAGCAAGACCAGUAGGACAAGUUUGGCUAGUAGAAGUAGUCGUUCACGAUCAACAUCACAUUCACCUUCCCCUAGUCGUCAUCGCUCCAACCAGCGUGUGGCUCCAGGGGAUACCCCCUCCACUGGAGCCCGGCCCAAUACGAGAUCGGAUCUGCCAGACGGAUUCCGAUCUGCUGCCCGACCAAGUGAGAAAUCCAGCACAAGGCAAGUUCCACCACCUGCGAGAGGAGGGCGACCAGCUCCUCCACCAACUGGCCCUCAUACUCGACCACCCAUACCUCGGAGACCUGAGCCACGAGAUCCAAGACCACCACCACUGCCUGUUCACCAACAAGAUAUUAAGCCACCCAAGAUUCUCACAAGGGAGAGACCUGCUCCUGCAUCUAUUCAACAAGACAUUAAGCCACCCAAGAUUCCCAUAAGAGAGAGACCACCACCUCUGCCUAUUCACCAACAAGACAUUAAGCCACCCAAGAUUCUCACAAGGGAGAGACCACUGCCUCCUUCACCACCACCACGACAAGAAUCUAAACCGACCAAGGUUGCCGUAAGGGAGAGAGUUGACAGAUUUGGUCGCAUACGAAAAGAUAGCAAUCACAGCCUUUCAAGAUCUAGAUCCAGAUCUGGCUCAAGGCCAAGAGGAAGAGUUGGUAGAACGUUUUCAUCCAGUCGCUCGCGAUCAAGAUCUGGCUCCAGGUCGAGUUCUGCCACAUCAAGAUCUCGAUCCAGAGGUCGAAGUGUCACCAGGUCUAGAUCUCGGUCUAGUUACUCUCGUAGUAGCUCAGCCUCCAGUGUGGAGAGCCGAAGAAGAGGUGAGAAACGAAGGAUGACUCAGGGAACUGUAUCAUACGGUCAAGCCAAGAGUAAAGCCAUGGAUCCCAUGAAGCUUUCUGGCCAGAAACAACAAAUCAAGUUAACUCUCAAAGGACCAGCUCUUAAGCGCCUGGACAAACCUGUACUACCGCAAGAGGAUGAUAGUGGUGAAUCGGACACUGGAGGUAAACUUAUUCGCAAACGUAAGCCUGAAAGCCCGCCGCCCGACCCACCACCACCAAAGAUGGUAGCCAGAAGCCCUCCUGCUGUGGUUACUAUAUCGCAACCAGUAAAGAAACCACAAGCAAAUCGCAGAGAAGAACUUUUGAAACAGCUUCGUGCGGUUGAAGAUGCAAUUGCUCGGAAAAGAACAAAAUUGCCAACAUAGUAAAUUUUAGGUACAUGAUAACAGUAUUUCUAGGUAAGUGAAAUAACUAUUUAUACACAAAAUCCGCAUUCUUAAGCUAGUUUGGCAUCUCUUGUACAUAACAUGAGUUAGGCGGAUAUCCACACCUGGUUCACCGAACCAGUCCCUGAUGGUAUCACCUCUAUUGUCUACUUGGGGGAACCCAGCAGUGGUACCCCAAGAUGAGGUACUCUUGACCAGAUGAGAUAGACAUUUCAGCCGAGUGACCUCUAAUGACAAUUCAUACGCAUCACUGUGGGCAUGUCGACUAAAAUCGGUUGCUUUGUCAUCUUUACGGAAGAACUGGAGACUCUGAAUUUGGAAUAUACAACAAGCAUUUGUUUAUGUAUAUUGGUAUAGCAUUUGUGAUGUAAUGAUAUCAAUUAAGUCUUAACAUAUGGCCAGUUGUUACAAACAGUAUCAACAAAAAAAGACUAACUGGUACAUUAAAAUGGUGGCACAUUGAUUUUGAAAAAAAAAAUGGAGUAGAUUGUGUGCAUUGCACAUUGUAACAGGACUAGGUUCUGUGCAUUAUGCAUUGAUUAUAAAAGUAGAUUCUCUGUGUCGUGGAAGUGGAAUAUUUAAGUUUGGAAGGUAAAUACUGCAUUAUUUACACUGCAUAAGUUAUCAAAUAUGACAGUGAAUUGCAAAUCCCUAAACCUUUUUUUGUCAGAAUUUAAAUUGUUUUGUAUGGAACCAUCUAGCAUUAAGACAUAAAUUUAUUACCAUUAAAAA